Dinoponera quadriceps is the source of this 1712-nucleotide messenger RNA. It is a transcript of the gene Cdk5, whose product is annotated as cyclin-dependent-like kinase 5. Gene Ontology annotation, molecular function: cyclin-dependent protein serine/threonine kinase activity; ATP binding. The record is from RefSeq and is a predicted model, not a curated record. The coding region runs from base 83 to 982 and encodes 299 amino acids. The transcript is spliced from 7 exons. NCBI's taxonomy places the organism in Eukaryota, Metazoa, Arthropoda, Insecta, Hymenoptera, Formicidae. Gene Ontology annotation, biological process: protein phosphorylation; neuron apoptotic process; synaptic vesicle transport. Gene Ontology annotation, cellular component: cytoplasm; nucleus.
UGCCGAAUCGGGCCGCGAGCGCGCAGUGGUGAAACGCUGUGCGCGACUGUGCGUGCGUCCCGCCCGUGUCAUCAGCAAAAAUAUGCAAAAGUAUGAGAAGCUCGAGAAAAUAGGAGAAGGCACUUAUGGCACCGUAUUCAAAGCCAAGAAUCGCGAGACACACGAAAUCGUCGCGCUCAAGCGAGUACGACUGGACGACGACGACGAAGGUGUGCCGUCGUCGGCUCUGCGGGAGAUCUGUCUUCUGAAGGAGCUCAAGCACAAGAACAUAGUUCGUCUCUAUGAUGUGCUACACAGUGACAAGAAGCUCACCUUGGUGUUCGAGCACUGCGACCAGGAUCUCAAGAAGUACUUCGACAGUCUCAACGGAGAGAUCGAUCUGGACGUCGUGAAAUCAUUCCUAUAUCAGUUGUUAAGAGGACUGGCGUUCUGUCACAGUCGAAAUGUUCUUCACAGGGACCUUAAACCGCAAAACUUGCUCAUCAACAAGAACGGGGAGUUGAAGCUCGCCGAUUUCGGACUGGCGAGGGCGUUUGGCAUCCCUGUAAAAUGUUACUCAGCGGAGGUAGUUACGUUGUGGUACCGUCCCCCGGAUGUUCUCUUCGGAGCGAAAUUAUACACGACAUCCAUCGAUAUGUGGAGCGCGGGCUGCAUAUUCGCCGAACUAGCGAAUGCCGGCAGACCGCUUUUCCCCGGAUCGGACGUGGACGAUCAACUGAAGAGAAUAUUUAAGAUGUUAGGCACACCGACCGAGGAGACUUGGCCGGACUUGACAACGCUGCCCGACUACAAACCCUUCCCGCAGUACCACCCCACGCAGGGACUGGCGCAGGUUACGCCCAAGCUCAGUUCAAGAGGCAAAGACUUACUCCAGAGAUUAUUAGUGUGUAAUCCGGCCCUACGGCUGUCAGCGGAGGAGGCGAUGGCGCAUCCGUACUUCAACGACUUAAACCCUGCCAUGAAGAACGACCGAUGCCAAUAGCGAAUCCCUGUUAACCCUAGAAUACUAACGUGCGUCUCCGAGACGUAGAUAUUUUUUACAAACUCCUCUCGCUCCUCUGUUUCUCACCCCACCAAUUUCUAAUUUGUUUCACAUUUUGAAAAGGAAAAAAAAAUAUAUAUAUAUACAUAUAUGUCACAUUAAGAAGUUUUGAUUUUUCUACUUUUCGUUUAAUCAUUAACACGUCUCCAAGACGUAGGUUUAGGAAUAUAGGCUCAGAAUAAAGGGUUAGUAUUCUAGGGUUAACUUAGAACGACUGAAAAGCAUUACGGCGCUCAAAACGGGGCGCGGCGACCAAAACCGGUAGAGAAAGCACGGCAAGGAUCGUUUGUUAAUAUAUACAUAUAAUUACGAGCUCGACGCGACGAUCGCUUCUACGCGAGACGGAGAAAGAUAGAGAUAUAUAUAUAUAUAUAGAGUGAGAGAGGACGCCGAAUUUUUUUUAUCAAGAAAAAUCGACGAAUCGUGAAUUUUACCUCGUUGACACACCUCGUGCCGGAACGUAAAAGAAACGAGAAAGAAAAGAGAAUUCCGAAGAUCGGCGGAAAGGAAACGAUCAACAAACGCGAUGCCGCUCGCAAUUGAACGUGGCGCGAGCGGCACUCAUACGACGACGACGACGUUUACGUGAAAUUCAGUAGAAUUUUAAGCGCGAUUUAUUUAUGAAAUAAUUAAUGAUAUCAAUAAACUGAUAUCUUAAAUAAGCCUUAAA